AUGCCGCACCGAGACGUACAUAAUCCAUUAUUAUUUGAAAUUGCUUGGGAAGUUGCUAAUAAAGUCGGUGGAAUUUAUACCGUCAUCAAAACCAAAGCCCCGGUAACAUGUCAAGAAUACGGUGAUCGAUUCACCCUAAUCGGACCUCUUUCAUACAAAACUGCAGCCGCAGAAGUGGAACCCGAAGAGCCAACCACACCGCAUGUUCGUGAAGUUCUUCAGUGCAUGGCUUCGCAAGGUGUGAGAUACAUGUACGGUCGUUGGUUGAUUGAAGGAGCUCCACGUGUAAUCCUAUUCGAUACACAGUCGGUGAUAGAUAGAAUGGAUGAAUGGAAAGGAGACUUAUGGAAUGUGGCAAAUAUUCCUUCACCUCCAAAUGAUACCGAAACUAACGAAGCCAUCUUGUUUGGUUAUCUGAUCGCUUGGUUCUUGGGAGAAUUUACGCAACGCGAAAGAGACAAGGCUAUUAUUGCCCAUUUCCACGAAUGGUUAUCUGGCGUAGCAAUCCCACUUAUCCGAAAACGUCAUAUUGAUGUCACAACUAUAUUCACAACUCACGCCACCCUCCUCGGUCGAUAUCUUUGCGCUGGCUCUGUCGAUUUCUAUAAUAAUAUUCAAAAUUUCACUGUGGAUGAAGAGGCUGGAAAACGUGGCAUCUACCAUCGAUACUGCGUAGAACGUGCUGCUUCACAUUGUUCUGAUGUGUUCACCACUGUGAGCGAUAUCACUGCAUAUGAAGCAGAACAUUUGCUAAAGAGAAAACCUGAUGGAAUACUUCCAAAUGGAAUCAAUGUCGUAAAAUUCUCUGCAAUGCAUGAAUUCCAGAAUUUACACGCAGUCAAUAAGCAAAAAAUUCAUAACUUUAUUCGUGGUCAUUUCUACGGUUAUUACGACUUCGAUCUCGAUAACACGCUAUAUUUCUUCACGGCUGGUCGUUAUGAAUACAGAAAUAAAGGUGUUGAUAUGUUUAUUGAAUCGUUAGCACGGUUAAAUGACCGUCUAAAGGCUUGCAACUCACCGAUGACUGUGGUUGCGUUUAUAAUUAUGCCUGCUGCCACACAUUCUUUCACGGUUGAAGCUCUAAAAGGUCAAGCUGUCACGAAGAGUCUACAGGAAACAGUCAAAGAUAUAACGGACAAAAUUGGGCAACGUAUAUUUGAGAAGGCUGCUCGAUACACUGGUGGUGACAUUACCGGUGCAGUCAUCGAUCCAUCAGAGUUACUUAGCGCCGAAGAAAAAGUUUUACUGAAACGACGUGUGAUUGCGCUUAAACGGAAUACACUUCCGCCAAUAGUGACACACAAUAUGGCAGACGACAGUAACGAUCCAAUUCUUAAUCAGCUACGUCGCCUUCAUUUAUUUAAUAACCCAUCAGACAGAGUAAAAGUGAUAUUUCAUCCGGAAUUCUUGAACGCCAACAACCCGUUAAUUGGAAUGGACUAUGAUGAUUUCGUACGUGGAUGUCAUUUGGGCGUUUUCCCGAGUUACUAUGAGCCGUGGGGCUAUACCCCGGCUGAAUGUACAGUUAUGGGGUUGCCGUCGAUAACUACUAAUCUAUCAGGUUUCGGUUGUUACAUGGACGAAACUAUCGAAAAUCCAGCAGAUUAUGGUAUUUAUAUUGUCGAUCGUCGAAUGAAAUCCGUCGAGGAAUCGAUUCAACAACUGGCCAACUACAUGUUAACGUUUGCACAAAAAACACGACGUCAACGAAUCAAUCAACGUAAUCGCACUGAACGAUUAUCCGAUCUACUUGAUUGGAAAAUAAUGGGAAUGGAGUACGUACGAGCACGGAAACUUGCUCUUCAUCGUACAUAUCCUGACUCAUUUGCGGGACAUGAUCUUAGCGAUUUACAUAAUUCCAAAGUGAAGCUUCCGAAACCUUUGUCUGCGCCUGGAUCACCGAGAAUUCGUGGUAAUAAUGGUGUGUAUACAAAUACUGAUCAAAUUGCUGAUAGCAUGGCCAAUAUGGGCUUCAAUUUAAACAGUAAUAAUAAUGAAGAUGAUGAUGAGUAUCCGUUCCCGCUACCGAUCAGACGCCGGAUAUAA
Ambispora gerdemannii is the source of this 2046-nucleotide messenger RNA. The record is from the annotation of a GenBank genome assembly. NCBI's taxonomy places the organism in Eukaryota, Fungi, Glomeromycota, Glomeromycetes, Archaeosporales, Ambisporaceae.